This is a messenger RNA of Giardia duodenalis, 1032 nucleotides long. Its product is annotated as Glucokinase. The record is from RefSeq and is a predicted model, not a curated record. The transcript has a single exon. Lineage: Eukaryota; Fornicata; Diplomonadida; Hexamitidae. Gene Ontology annotation, biological process: glycolytic process; glucose 6-phosphate metabolic process. Bases 1 to 1032 code for a protein of 343 amino acids. Gene Ontology annotation, molecular function: D-glucose binding; ATP binding; glucokinase activity.
AUGCCAUAUUCGCUUUCUGGUGACCUGGGCGGCACUAAGUGCUUUCUUGCCAUUCACGACCUCGAUGUCCUGAAGACCGAUCCUCGUGCCGCUCCUCUCCUUGAGCACGAGCUCCUUUGCAAAGACUAUCAAUCUACGGGAGACCUCAUCAACGAUUUCCUCAAGCGCUGGGAUAGGGAGACGCCCAUCGUUGGCUGCCUCGGCGUAGCUGGUCCCGUAACCAAUGGACGAGUGUGCAUUACAAACUUAGACUGGAACGAGAGCGAAGAGGAGCUGCAGAACACGACAGGCGUGGGCAAAAUGAAGCUUAUCAACGACUUUGCGGCCAUCGGCUACGGGCUUCUGGCUAUCCGUCCUGACGACUAUCUCGACUUUGACGCAAGAAACGGCUCCGUGAGUACCCCUACUGUCGUUCCGGACAACUCGACCGGGAUCGUCUCCUACGCAGGUGCUGGGACAGGCUUUGGCGUUGGAUUUGUCGCUGAUGGAGUCGCAUACGCAGCUGAGGGCGGGCACACGACGUUUUCUCCCAUGGAAGCCGAAGACCAUGCACUUGCGCAAUUCAUCAAGGAAAAGUACAACACGGAUCAUGUCAGUUUCGAGCGCGUUGUCUCUGGUCUUGGUCUUCGCAAUAUGCACGACUUCUUCUGGAAGAAUUUGAGUGGUCUGGCGAGUCCUGUGCUCCGAGAACACGUGCUCUCCAGAGACCACGACAUCGACAUGGGCUUCCUUGCCAAAUGUGCGGAGACAGGGGAUAAGUAUGCACUCAAGAUUUUCAAGAAAUUCUUUUACUAUUACGGCUUCUACCUUGGCAACAUCUGUGUCCUCUUCAGGCCCAAGGAUUACUUCAUUGCCGGUGGGAUUCUGGCCAAGGAUCUCAACCUUGUUUGCGGACCCUGCCGUGAGGAUUUCUGUCGUGGGCUGUACACAAAGGGGCGAAUGUCCCACCUGCCAAAUGGAGUGUCGUUCCAUGUUGUGACAAACCAGAAGCUCGGCAUUGUUGGAGCUGCUUAUUUCUGUACUAAGAUGUGA